CAUUCAUAGCACUGCAAACUGCACAGGGUAGUGGUGCACGCAUUGCACUUGCAGGUAGCAGGCUAGCAGGUAGAGACUGCACUGUGACAAGUGUGUCGGUUUCAACCAUUUUUUUUAGUUCAAUGUACCUGCGGGCCGGCACCCACUGAUUCCCAGAGCUAGCUAACUCGCCGGUUGGCGGCACAACGUAAACGAUAAUAAUAUUGUGGUUGUUGUCGUUAUCGAAUUGAGUGAAGAGUGUAUUGCGAAUGCCAGCUCUAUUGCCGUAUUGGGUACGCCGGGCCGCGGUUGUCGCGAGUCUGGGUAUUGAAUAAAUACCAAACGAAAUAAAGAAUAAUAAUUUUGGUGUCCUAAUUUUGCUUCUCACUCGUGGUAGUUUUCGGCUCGUCUAAAUAUAAUUCCUACACAAGUUCGGUAUUCGGCUGCAAGCGUGAGUUUCAACCACAAUCUAAAAGUCCUUCUGUUCUUGAACAUACCUACUUCGGAAAUUAUUGUUAUUGAGCCAGCAAGAGGCUUUUACAGCAAGUUUGGAACCCGGCUUGGGGGCAGUUGACCAAUAUGUCUGGGUCAGUGAGGUUGCUGCAAAUCCACAAACCUCUACAGCGAUCAUGGCACUUCCGCCUAUCAAGUUCUUCUGCAACCGCACCUCCAACACAGGGGGUUCCAUACACUAAACUCAGCAUAGGAGUACCAAAAGAGAUUUGGGAUAAUGAAAGAAGAGUGGCUGUAGUACCUGCAGUAGUUAGUAAAUUAGUAAAAAAAGGCUUUAGUGUCAAUAUUGAGGAGAAUGCAGGAGCUUUAGCAAAUUUUCCGAAUAAGACAUAUGAAGAGGCGGGUGCCAAAAUAACCAGCUUACAGGCCACAUUCCAGUCUGAUAUCAUUUUAAAAGUCCGUCCAUUAGUUGAUCCAGAGGUGCAGAAUGUGAGGGCAGAAGGGACACUGAUUUCAUUUUUAUAUCCUGCACAAAAUCAGGAGCUGAUAAAAAAGCUUGCUGCCAAAAAUGUAAAUGCAUUUGCAAUGGACUGCGUGCCUCGUAUUAGUCGCGCCCAAGCUUUUGACGCUCUCAGCUCUAUGGCAAACGUAGCUGGAUAUCGCGCUGUGAUUGAGGCUGCUGCCCACUUCCCAAGAUUCUUUUCUGGUCAGAUGACGGCAGCGGGUCGCGUGCCGCCGUGCCGCGUGCUGGUGGUGGGCGGCGGCGUGGCGGGGCUGGCGGCGGCCGCGCAGGCGCGCUGCAUGGGCGCCGCCGUGCGCGCCUUCGACACGCGCCCCGCCGUGCGCGAGCAGAUCGAGAGCCUUGGCGCACAGUUCAUCACCAUGGACAUGAAGGAGGAAGGCGCCGGAGUAGGUGGGUAUGCCAAGGAGAUGAGUCAGGAGUUUCUUGACGCCGAGAGGGCUCUCCUAGGGAAGGAAGCCAGGACUUCUGAUGUGGUCAUCAGCACUGCGCUUAUUCCUGGCAAACCAGCACCUGUCCUUAUCCUUGAGGAUGCGGUCCGUGAUAUGGCACCAGGCAGUGUCAUAGUAGAUUUGGCAGCAGAGAUGGGUGGCAACGUUCAGACCACGAAGAAGGGCGAGAUCGUCAAAGUGCAUGGAGUGACACACAUCGGCCUCACUGACAUGCCCAGUCGUAUGCCAGCACACGCCUCCACGCUAUAUGCGAAUAACAUCUCUGGAUUCCUGUUUAGCUUAGGUACCAAUGACCAUUUCCACAUCAACUUGGAAGAUGAAGUGACUCGGGGCGCCAUAGUGCUCAAGGCUGGAGAGCUCCUCUGGCCACCGCCCCCUCCUCCAAGCAUGGCGUCAGUUCAGGCAGCCAGCACUGCCCCCGCGGCCGUCGCUAAGCCUGAACCUCCCAACCCGUUCAAUGACACUUUGAAAGACGCUUUCUUAUACUCUACAGGAUUGGCCGGCCUCAUUGGUCUGGGAAUAGCGUCGCCGAAUCCGGCUUUCACCACAAUGACAACUACACUCGCUCUAUCAGGCGUGGUAGGCUACCACACAGUAUGGGGCGUGGUGCCGGCUCUGCACUCGCCGCUCAUGUCCGUCACCAACGCCGUGUCGGGCAUCACAGCCGUCGGCGGCCUGCUGCUGAUGGGCGGCGGGUAUGUGCCCGAGACGCCUGUACAGUGGCUGGCCAGCACAGCGGCGCUCAUAUCAUUCGUCAACGUGUUCGGCGGUUUCCUCGUCACGCAGCGAAUGUUGGACAUGUUCAAAAGGCCAACUGACCCGCCAGAAUACGGUUACCUGUAUGGAAUUCCCGCCGCAGCGCUGCUAGGCGGCUACAUUACCACGGCUAUGCAGGGUUACCCCGAAGUCCACCAGAUGGCUUACCUGGCAUCAUCUCUAUGCUGCGUCGGAGCGCUCGCCGGACUUAGCUCCCAAACCACAGCUCGCAAAGGAAACUACCUAGGAAUGAUUGGUGUAUCGGGAGGCAUAGCCGCGACGUUGGGCAUGCUUACUCCAAGUCACCCAGUGUUGGCACAAAUGUUGGGCGUGGCUGGUAUUGGCGGUCUUAUUGGCAGCACCAUUGCCAAGAAGAUUGAAAUCACUGACCUGCCGCAACUUGUGGCUGGAUUCCACAGUCUUGUCGGCAUGGCAGCAGUGCUAACUUGCCUCGCCACAUACAUGCAUGACUUCCCUGCGAUGGCGAUGGACCCUACAGCAGCCACUCUGAAGACUUCUCUCUUCCUCGGCACCUACAUCGGUGGUAUUACAUUCACCGGUUCACUAGUAGCGUACGGCAAACUACAAGGGUCGCUGUCGUCAGCACCGCUGCUGCUACCAGGCCGUCACGCCAUCAACGCGGGGCUGCUGGCGGGCUCGCUGGGCUGCGGCGGCGCGCUGCUGGCCUUCCCCGACGUGCCCGGUCUGCCGCUGCUGUCCGCUGCUGCUGUACUCAGUGGCAUUCAGGGACUGACCCUCACAGCUGCUAUUGGAGGUGCGGACAUGCCCGUCGUGAUAACGGUACUAAACAGCUACUCCGGCUGGGCGCUAUGUGCUGAAGGGUUCAUGUUGAACAACUCGCUCAUGACCAUCGUCGGCGCUCUCAUCGGCAGCUCCGGUGCUAUCCUGUCCUACAUUAUGUGCAAGGCCAUGAACAGGUCUCUACCGAACGUAAUUUUGGGAGGAUACGGCGUGACUAGCAGCGGGUCGGCGCGACCGGCCGGCGCCACGCACACUGAAGUCAAUGUGGACUCCGCCGCAGACCUCAUUCAUCGUGCCUCCAAUAUUAUUAUUACUCCCGGAUACGGUCUAUGUGUAGCGAAGGCCCAAUACCCUAUUGCUGAGCUAGUCGAUAUUCUCAAAGGAAUUGGAAAGAAAGUGCGUUUCGCUAUUCACCCAGUUGCAGGUCGUAUGCCUGGACAGUUGAACGUCUUGCUCGCGGAAGCCGGCGUACCUUACGAUGACGUAUUCGAAAUGGAGGAAAUCAACGAUGAAUUCCCUGAAACUGAUCUCGUGUUGGUUAUUGGUGCCAACGACACAGUAAACAGUGCUGCGGAAACCGACCCCCAGUCACCCAUCGCAGGCAUGCCUGUACUUAAAGUUUGGAAAGCGAAUCAGGUGGUAGUAAUGAAGCGAUCAAUGGGCGUGGGCUACGCGGCCGUGGACAACCCUAUCUUCUACAACAACAACACAGCUAUGCUGCUCGGAGACGCCAAGAAGACUUGCGAUGCACUCCUCGACCGUAUCAAACAUCUCACCAGUUAAGUUGUAGCUAGACUAUAAUUUAUUGUACCAAAUAUCUGUACUUAUGCAGCUGCUCACAAGAGAAGUUACUGCCUAAUUAGAGAUAUUUUUAGUUCAAAUAUUUUAUCUCGCUGCCAGUCUUAUUUUGAGAGACUUUGUUUUAUUUUAACACAUCACACCAACCACUGAAUGGUCAGUGUUUUUGCAAAAAAUUUGACACUCCAUUUGCUAAGUUCUUUGUUAUGGAAGAAUUUUAGGGAGAUCUGUUAUUACUGAUCGUAAAAUAUAUCGUACUAACAUCACAAGUUUUCCAUAAUCACAUGCAGUCUAUGAACACUACGGUUGGUUGAGGAGCUGCAUUUAUUUCACCGAUAUAUUCCUUUUAUGAAUGAACACUAACUGUCUAGAAAGCAUGUUAUUAUGUGUUAUUUUCUAUGCUCAUUAUCAAGACUGUAAAAUUAUGACGCCGUUCUUAAAACAAAAUUACCCUUAUAUCUAUAAAGGAGUACAACGAUUUAUGUAGGAGUUAAAAGUGUAUAUUUUACGUGUAUAAGUCGUUUUUAUUGACUCGAAAAACAAUGCAAAAUGUACUUGAAAGUCACUUUAUUGUGUUCUUUGCAAUCCAGUGUCAUAAUAUAUUUACUACUUUUGCGACUGAAUAGUUAUAACGAGGCGGGACCUUUUCGCCUGAAUGUCGAUGCCUUUGCUAAUAUUAAGAAACAAAUGUGCCUUUAAUGUUCUUAAAUUCAAGUAUCUCUUAACAGCUAGUCUAUAAGCUUUUAUGAAAUUACUAUUUUAAUAAUAUUUUUUAAUAAAAUUGCAUUUGAAAUUUUUUAUAUUGUGUAAAUAUAUUCAUAUUUGAAUUAUACUAUGUUGAAACAAUUGAGAUUUUUAUAUACCUCUGUAUUUAAUGUUUGUUUUUAACUACAAACAUAGAUGUGAGAUUAUCCUAUGGGUAACAGAUUUUAUUGGACCAUCUUAUAUUGUGUUGGAUUUAAUUUCAUGUUUCUUAUGUCAACCAUGAUUUAGUACUAUAUGAACAAUAUCAUUCCAACAGAAUAAUUAUAGUAUGUUCUUACAUAUAAGUACUUAGUUCACGACGCUAGAUCAUUGGGUGUAAGCUGCAUUUUAUCAAAAUCAAACAUUGGUUCAGUAUACGAAAUUAUGUUGGUUAGGUUUGCAAUAACUGUGGAAUGUUAUUUGCUAUGAUUAUAUUGUAUCUUUUAAAAAUAAAGAAUGACCUGAAAAUA
Molecule: messenger RNA, 4934 nt
Organism: Helicoverpa armigera (cotton bollworm)
Lineage: Eukaryota; Metazoa; Arthropoda; Insecta; Lepidoptera; Noctuidae
Product: NAD(P) transhydrogenase, mitochondrial
Exons: 23
Coding region: 559-3705 (1048 amino acids)
Biological process (GO): NADPH regeneration; proton transmembrane transport
Cellular component (GO): mitochondrial inner membrane
Molecular function (GO): NADP binding
Source: RefSeq, a predicted model, not a curated record